AUGAUACUAUCCAGUGAUACCACAGCCUCCAUCGACACAACAGCUUCGACUGCCAUGGACCCGCCGACUCUGCUCGACCUGCCGGCCGAGCUCAUAUUGCACAUCCUGACCUUCCUCGGUGCAUCAGAUGUCACAAACGCCGCCAAAACAUGUCGUCACCUCUACAGACAGUGUUACGACGAUCAAGUCUGGCAGCCGAUCGUCAACGCAGAGCUUCCCGGCCAAGCGACAUCGACUCAUGGGCCUGUCUCGUCGUUCAGAGACCUGUACAUCGCCCAUCAUCCUCAUUGGUUUCUAACAAGAAAUCGAAUAUGGUUCGCGGAUUCGGAGCCGCAUGGCAAACUCUUGGUCACACGUUACAACGACGAACGCGGAGCCAUCGAAGCGUUCGCUGCUACCGCUAGCCGAGGCUAUUCAGAGUUAUCAUUUUGGGAGAAAGACCGAGAAGUCAUCAUUCACAGCUUUGAACCGAAGAUAUCGCUAGACCUGCAUCAACCUGUGGUGAAGCUCAGCGUUGACAGUCCGAGAGCAAAUCCUCCCAAUGACUACCCCAGCGAUCGAGGAUAUGCUCCCGAGUCAAUUUACAGUAAAGAAAUUCUCAUGGAGACAUUUUCAGAAGCAGGGUUGUUUGGCUCCUUCAUGCUGUGUCGAAGUCUCCCAGAUCGUGCCAUCACCGAGCAGACGAAGGUAUGGCCACCGCUGAGGUUUCCUGCAACCGAUCGAGCACGCAACGAUAGCCAAAACAAUUACAAUUCUGCUGGACAUCGACCCACAAGAUCCAGCGAAGUGAGCCAAAACAAUUUCCGCCUUCGCAAAUGGGUCGAAUACUCCGGACGUCGGUCCAGCCCAAACAUGAUCUCAUUUACACCUGGCAUCUCCGACGCACUUGGGGUCGGCAUGCCAUACUUUGCCUCAAGUCUGGGCUCCGCAGGCGGCGGCAUGAGUAUACGGAUGCCCGAAGACAUCACUACCUAUGCCAGCCUUCCAGACUCUUGCUACACUCCCACCGCGCAGAAGCCAUGGCAAGGCAUCUGGUGUGGCGACUACAGUGGACAUGGCUGCGAGUUCAUCGCCAUCAUUCAGCCAGACGCAGGAGACCAGAAACCUCUUCCUCGAGGCAUACAAUGGCUGCAAGAAUGGUUCACAGGUGGCCGCAGAGGGAGUUCGAGCAGUGACGCUAGCUUUGUCAGUGCCCGCGAGGAACUUGAUAACACGAACGCUAUCGAGGACGAUGAUUCGAGCGAGGCAGGUCCGAGUCGAUCUAUUCUCGACGUCGAGACGCUGCCUCAUAUGGUCAAGGAGAAGCCGGAGGCUAGCAGCAGUGACAUACCACUCGAUGAUGUGCCAUCAGGUCGCAUAGAAGCUAUCAAACUCACUGGAGAUCCCAACAUACCUCGUGGGCACUACACGUUCAUCGCUCCAGAUAUCGGUCAUGGUGGCUUUGUCCGCAUUGCAGACGAGCCCACCUUCAGAGGGGCGAGAGUUGUUCGAAGCGCUGGCCAUAUUGCUGGCAGAGGGUUCAGAUCAGACCAGUACACGCCGUCCCAGCUCAUCUUGAUAUCCCAUAAUACUCUGGCGCAGUUCUGGGAAGGCUUCGGUCACAUCUCUUACUACCAAAGAGUAGACCUGGAAGCUCUGAUGCACUACAACGACCGCCCGGAAUCAUUCGAAUCGCCCGAGCAACGACACUUCAGUGCCGUGCUCGGUCACUUCUAG
This is a messenger RNA of Fulvia fulva, 1716 nucleotides long. RefSeq lists its product as uncharacterized. The record is from RefSeq and is a predicted model, not a curated record. NCBI's taxonomy places the organism in Eukaryota, Fungi, Ascomycota, Dothideomycetes, Mycosphaerellales, Mycosphaerellaceae. Gene Ontology annotation, molecular function: protein binding. The coding region runs from base 1 to 1716 and encodes 571 amino acids. The transcript is spliced from 2 exons.